This is a messenger RNA of Aspergillus candidus, 297 nucleotides long. RefSeq lists its product as uncharacterized. The record is from RefSeq and is a predicted model, not a curated record. The transcript has 2 exons. NCBI's taxonomy places the organism in Eukaryota, Fungi, Ascomycota, Eurotiomycetes, Eurotiales, Aspergillaceae. Bases 1 to 297 code for a protein of 98 amino acids.
AUGGACUCCAUGGACUGGUUCGACCCAGCCAGCACAGACGCCUCCAUCCAAACCCAAAAGCUCAACCACGCCCUCAAAACAGGCGGCCGCAUCUUACUCCGCUCAGCCAGCAUCGAACCCUGGUAUAUCCAGCGGUUCGAGCAGAACGGGUUUGCGGCCCGCCGUGUGGGCGCUCGCUUCCCGGGGAGUUGUAUUGAUCGAGUUAAUAUGUAUGCUUCGACGUGGAUAUGCACGAAGGUUAGAGAUGUCAAGGAGACGCCAGAGAGGGCGAUGUCUGUGGAGCAUCUUGAGAUUUGA